Molecule: messenger RNA, 7166 nt
Organism: Entelurus aequoreus (snake pipefish)
Lineage: Eukaryota; Metazoa; Chordata; Actinopteri; Syngnathiformes; Syngnathidae
Gene: l1cama
Product: L1 cell adhesion molecule, paralog a
Biological process (GO): cell-cell adhesion; brain development
Molecular function (GO): cell-cell adhesion mediator activity
Source: RefSeq, a predicted model, not a curated record
CAGCACGGCACUGAGGAGCACAUUGCACCGUGAAGAAGAAGAAGGAGGAGGACAGCAGCAACAGAUAGGCCACAGCAGGAGUUGUUGCAGGAAAAGGAGCAUCUGUGGAGGGGUCAUUGUCCUGUUGGAACACCCAACUGUGCCCAAGACCCAACCUCCGGGCUGAUGAUUUUAGGUUGUCCUGAAGAAAUUGCAGAAAAGACAUUGUGGCUUUAACUCCGAGGAGAAGACGCCGAGGCCUGUAAUUGUGUGUGACUUGGCGGGGCGUUGAUUGGACAGUGAGCGAUGAUGGACGUGCAGCGACAGCAGACUGGCAGUAGGGGGCGGUGCUCCAGCAUCCUCCCCCCUGUCCUCCCCCUCUCCCUUCUCCUCCUACUCACCCUGGCAAGCCACCCCAGCCAAGCAGCCAUACACAUUCCACCCAACUACCACAUAAGUGACCUCAAGAGGCCUCCAGCCAUUACCACACAGCCGGGGUCAGUCACCGUUUUCAGCGUUGAAGACCUCGUCAUGACCUGCGAAGCCUCUGGCAACCCUCCACCCAUUUUCCGAUUUACGAAGGAUGGAGAGGAGUUUGAUCCAGGCACCGACCCCGAGCUGAAAGUGACUGAGCGCCCCGGUUCGUUCGCCUUCUACACGCUCAGUAACACAAUGGACGCCAUGAAGCAGUACCAGGGCAAAUACGUGUGUUACGCUUCCAACGAGCUUGGCACGGCCCUCUCCGGUGAGGCCAUAAUCAACACUGAUGUCCCACCAACACAGCAGAAAGAGAAAAAAGUGCAUGUGAGGUCUGGGGAGGGAAGCAGUAUUGUUCUGAAGUGUAAACCCCCCCACAGCUCGAUGGAGCCCAUCAUUCACUGGAUGGACUGGAGGCUCCAUCACAUCCAGCUGAGUGAGCGGGUGAUGGUGGGCAAAGAUGGUAACCUCUAUUUUGCCCACCUUAAAAAGGAGGACAGCAGGGAUGACUACACCUGCAAUGUCCAGUACCUUGCCACUCGCACCAUCCUGGCCAAAGAGCCUGUCACUCUGACCGUCAACCCAUCCAACUCAGUACUGCGGAACAGGAGGCCCCAUAUGAUGAGACCUACUGGAAGCCACAGCACUUACCAUGCACUCAGGGGCCAGACCCUAGAGCUGGAGUGCAUCAUCCAAGGCUAUCCAACUCCCAAAGUGUUGUGGGUUAGGAAAGACGGGGAAAUGUCGGAAUCCCGCACCGACAAAGAGAUGUUUGACCGCCGUCUACGCUUCACCAAUAUCUCUGAGAGUGAUGCAGGGGAGUAUCAGUGUAUAGCUGACAAUUCCCAAGGGAAGACCACACACACUUACACGGUGGCUGUGGAAGCUGCUCCCUAUUGGACAAAAGAGCCAGUCAGCCAAUUAUAUGCUCCAGGUGAGGAUGUCAGACUAGACUGCCAGGCAGAAGGCAUUCCUACUCCAACCAUCACCUGGAUGAUCAACGGAAUCCCCCUCUCAUCGACUGACAGAGACCCUAGACGUACUGUAACAGCCAGUGCCUCACUCAUCCUGAGAGAUGUCAAUUUUGGAGACACUGCAAUCUACCAGUGCCAGGCCUCCAAUAAACACGGAACAAUUCUCAUCAACACUAACAUUUAUGUCAUUGAGCUGCCUCCCCAGAUCCUGACUGAGGAUGGCAACACCUACACUGUUACCGAGAGCCAGAAGGUGUUGCUUGAGUGUGAAAGCUUUGGAUCUCCUAAACCAAAAGUCAUAUGGAACGGUGGGAGCACCUCCACCCUUCUGGCAGAUUCCAGAGUGAACCCUCUCACCACCGGGGGACUGGAGAUCUUCAAUGUCACACACGAUGACGAGGGCUUCUACACUUGCUCUGUGCAGAACACCAACCUGUCCAUCAGUGCGGCACUGGAAGUGCUUAACAGGACCGUGAUCCUAUCGCCUCCUCAGGCUCUGAAGGUGCAGCCCGGACAAGCUGCCAUCUUUACUUGUCUUUCUCUUGUGGACCCCAAGCUCGCCUCGCCACUUAUUCAGUGGAGAAAGAACGACCACAAGCUGUUUGCGUCUGAAAGUGAUGAAAAGUACACAUUCGAAGGACCGGACUUGAUUAUUGCUAAUGCAGAACCUGAUGAUGAAGGAAAUUACACUUGUCAGGUCAUCACUAAUCUGGACAUGGCCGAAGCGACCGGAACACUCACUCUAUAUGAUCGCCCAGAUCCGCCUGUCCUCCUACAACUUACACAACCUAAACAACGUACAAUCGCCCUCAGCUGGACUCCUGGAGAUGAACACAACAGCCCAGUGAUAGAGUAUGUGAUUGAGUUUGAGGAUCAAGUAUCAAAUGAGAAGGGUUGGGAAGAGUUGAGCCGAGUAUCAGGGAACACAGAGCGUGCCAGUCUCUCUCUGUGGCCCUACAUGUCUUAUCGUUUCCGCGUUAUUGCCAUCAACGAAGUAGGCAAGAGCGCUCCCAGCAAGGUGUCUGAAAUCUACAACACAGCUGCUGAAGUGCCAGACAAUAACCCUGAAGAUGUCAGGAGUGAGUCCGUUGACCCAGAUACGCUUGUCAUCACCUGGGAGGAAAUGGAUAAACGGGACUUCAACGGGCCGGACUUCAAGUACCGCGUCCUGUGGAGGCGGGUGGUGGGCAGCGGGCCCACCUGGCACACCAACUACACGACAGUGCCACCAUUAGUUGUUAGUGGAAUUGGCAACUUCUCCGCAUUUGAGAUCAAAGUGCAGGCUAUUAACGAAAAGGGCGGGGGGCCUGAGCCGGACCCUGUUAUUGGCUACUCAGGAGAGAAUGUUCCACUGGAGGCCCCCAUGAAUGUAGGCGUCGUCCUACUGAACAGCACUGCCAUCAGGGUGACCUGGGCUGCUAUAGAUAGAGAGACCGUCAGAGGACACCUGCUCGGCUACAAGAUUCACUUGACCAGGGUCGGUUCUCGGAGCCACCACAGAGCUCGAAGGGAGCCCGCCAUCACUGUUGUCUUGGCGACUGGGGCCAACGAGGAGAGGAAGGUGAUCGGCGAUCUCCAACCGUACUCCCACUACACCUUGACCGUCAGCGUGUACAACACCAAAGGAGACGGCCCGCCUUGUGAGACGCUGUCAUUCAACACUGCUGAGGGAGUUCCUCAUCCUCCAACAUCCCUGACCCUGGACAGUCCAUCUGAGAUGGAAAUGACCCUGCGCUGGACACCACCCAGUCAACCUAAUGGGAUUCUAAUUGGAUACCUGUUGCAGUACCAACGGAUUGUAGAAAGUGACGACAGCCCCAUGCAGGCGGAGGCAAUUGCCGAUCCAAAAGUGAGCCACCUCACCCUGAAGGGCCUGGAUCGCCACAGCCACUACCGCUUCUACCUGAGGGGGCGCACUGCCACAGGGGAUGGUGAGCCCAUCAUGAGGGAGGGUGCCACCACACUUGAUGGAGCACCCCCAGUCAACAUCAGCGUGCUUUCUGGCGAUAACGUUGCCAACAUCAGCUGGGUGGCCAAGAAGAGGCACAGGAAUGUUCGAUUCCAGAUCCACUAUCUUAGGGAGAAUGAUGCUGAUAAAUGGAAGAACACAGAAAAGGUGGACUCCUCCCAGUCCUUCUACCAGCUCCAGGACCUGAGACCUGGCUCCCAUUACCAACUGCGAUUCACCCACAGCAAUGUCACCUUCUUCCAGACUGAGAUUGACACAAUUGGAACAGAAGUGACGGAGGUGCAGCCGGGCUUCGCCACCCAGGGAUGGUUCAUCGGCCUUGUGAGCGCCAUCGUGCUGCUGCUGCUCAUACUGCUCAUCCUCUGCUUCGUGAGAAGAAACAAAGGGGGGAAGUACUCAGUGAAAGACAAAGAAGAAGGCCCCAUGGACUCUGAGGCCCGACCAAUGAAGGACGAGACUUUUGGAGAGUACAGAUCUCUAGAAAGCGACCUGGAGGAGAAGCGUACGGCCAGCCAGCCAUCCCUGUGCGAGGAGAGCAAGCUGUGCAGCGAGGACAACCUGGACUUCAACGGCAGCAGCGUGCUGACCACAGAGAUCAACCUGGAUGAGUCGCUGGCCAGCCAGUACAGUCGGCCCAGCGAGGGCCGGGAAGUACCGGAUAACUCCCCGCUUAACCCCACCAUCGAUACCCCCGCCGCCAAUGGCCUGCCAAACCAAGUCACCAUCCUCGAUUAGCCUCUACGCAUCGGCGCAGGAACCAUCAGACCAAAACAUGUCAACACAUACGUGCCCAUACGCUCCUUUUCCCUGCUGAGUAGUUUGACAACUAACACGCAAUCAAUGUAUUGACAAUUCAGACGCUUGUGGUAUCAUCUGAUGGACUUGGAAUGUUCUGACCAAAGUAGUGGACAAUGUGACAUCAAUCUGACUAACUUUAACUCUCCCCUGGUCCUCCUUCAUCGCUGUAACACUUUCUUUUCUUUAUCUUUUCUCGUCUCAAAAACAGAAUGUCGUGCAGUAGAAAGGGUGCUGUAAAUAUACGGAGGAGCAGCUUCAGAGUGAAAGUGAAGCAUGAUGGGAUACAGAUGGCACACCCUGCUGCUGCUGUGACACAUCGUAGAUAUUUAUCACCUUUUCUUUAAUUUGAUGGUUUCGCACAAUGUAAUUGCCAAUGAUGUGUUACAAGUGUGUUUGAAUCCUUGUCACUAUUUCCAACACUAUUUACAGUAUAGAAAAACGCCCUAUCCAUAUAUUUUGUGGACAUGACCAAGAGAACUGAAGCCAGGUUUCGUACCGUAAACAACACAGAAUGCAUUAAGAGGAACUUGCUGUUAAAAUGCAGAGUAGCAUCUGGUGUAUAUAUUUGCAUCUAAAUGUAUCUAUCUAGCCAUAUUACAGUAUUAUAGCUCCUGGUCCUUAUAAGUUCCUGUGCCUGCUGGGUUUUGCAUAGCGCACCAGAUUGAUGUCAUGACUUGCUCGCCUUUCCACCUCAAGUUUAAUGUCCAUAUUGUGAAAUGAUGUUGUAAUUUUUUGUGUCAAGACCUAUGUGUACCUUUUUGUAUCUUGUCUUUGUUUCUGUCUACAUGUCCUGGCGUCCCUUCAUACCUCUCCAUAUGUCCCACUCCCAUCUGUUCUGAGGAGCAGUAUCUUGUGUAUGCUUGCAGAUAAUGGCUAAACACUCCCACUUUCCUGACUGUCAUUAACACAGUCUAAUAUUGCAGACAGGCAAGAUGAUUGACAGUCUUUGCAUAAUAAAGACAGUUGUUUUUUUCACAGGGAAUGUAUUUGUUUAAGUGCUGACAUUGUAUUUACACUUAAGCGCAACAAUUAUUCAGGCCAUGACCAAAUGUUAAGUUAAAAUUAUUGUUUUAUUUGAUGAAUGGGUACCUUUUAGCCAUGAGAAAUGAAGUCAAAGACCAAUAGGUGCUGUGGUAAUAAUGUUUACUAAAAUAAAACAAGUUUUUAUUUUUUUCUAUUUUCCCAUCUAAAUGUCUAAAUGUUGUAGUUUAGUGGUUCUCAAACCUUUUUCCAUCAAGUACCACCUUAGAAAAAACUUGGCUCUCCAACUACCACCAUAAUGACCUACAUUAAAAUACAGCAGCGUAGUAGGCCUAAGUAUUCAUUAAAACAAGGCAGAGGUUUUAUGUAAGUAUAUUUAAUAAUUCUGGCCAUUGUUACAUUACAUACAGUUUUAAAAUGUUAAGAUAUAGGAAAAUAAAACACUGUACUUUUAUUGACUCGAUGGAGCCUGUGUGCCACUAAUGGUACACGUACCACAGUUUGAGAAUCCCUGUUGUAGUUAGGGGGUUGCAAUGUUAAACAUUUUUGGAUAAUGAAUUGGAAUAUUUUUACAAUUUCCAACGGUAAAAAUACAUAUUUUUCAUAUUUGUGAUACAUUUUAUUAAAUACAAUGUAUACAACACAACCUCCAACAGUCUUUUCCCAAAAGUAAUUUCCCAAAGUUAAAAAAUAUAUAUAUUUUUCUUCAUUUUAAAGAAAACAUUUUUUUAACACAACCUCUAUAAUACUUUUCCACAAGACAGUAAACUUACCUUCAACCCAAGAUUAUUAAUUACAAUUUAUUCAACAUAAUCUUCAACAGAAUAUUUUCCCAAAUUAGGAAAAAAGGAAGUUAGAUGUUUUUCCUAUUUUUUUAAAUCCAAUUUUUUUUUUAAACAUAAGAUUAAAUAUAUUCAACACAACCUGCAAUAUAUUUGUCUUAGCUAUAAAAUGACCCUUUAACAAGACCCAAAAAUGACCUUCAACCCAUGAUUUGGCCAUGCUAUGAAUCAUUUUCUGGCUUAAUUGUACUACAACGAGAUGUUAUUAUGUUGAUGCAUAGAGCAGGACCUUUUCUUCCCCUAAACAAUUUAAAUACAUCACCUAGAAGACUGCGAUGCAGAACCCAACUGUGGCCGCUAUGAAAAAAAUGUGCAGGUAUAAAAUGUUUGAGCAUCACUUCAAAGCAAAUUGUCUUAUUUUGUUUCUUUUUUGUACUAUUUCUUUUGUUAUGGGCAAGCAGUAAAAUAUGGCUGUUUAGAGAAAAAAAUGAGGAUGAAAAAAAAUAAAAUUAUUAAAAAUCUGCAUUUUUGGUAGAUGUUUGCAAUAUUUAUGGCUAAUUGUACAUUGUUGUCACUUCAGUGAAUGCACUGCAGUGAAGUGAAUAUCUGUGUUUCUUUUGUCUGAUGCGGUCACCACAGGGAGCAACUAGAAGCAACGUGGCUAUCUCACUUCUCUCGAUUUAUAAAAGAAACAAACCAGGGAUCACCUGACCAUCCCAGCACUACUAAAGGCUGCGAUAAAGCAACUCCUGGUUGCCGGUUAGUUUACAGACACACUCAUACAUGCACACACUCAGGAUAAGAAGGAUCUUAUAUUUUAACAGGGAUGUUGCUCUUCUUGCAAAAGUAGUCAUAGACUUGAAUGACACACAGAUACUCACUGGACUGUCUGCUUUUACAUGUCAAAGAUGUUUUUUGGUUGACACCUCAUCGUUCCCAUAUCCUUUUUAAACAAAAAAAUGACUAAAAUCAGUAAAUCCGUGUAGAGGUGAGAUGAGGUCACAACCUGAGGAGCCAUAAGGGGGUGUAUGUCACUGCUGCUUUGGAAACGUGUCUCUUUUUAGUGGUGAACACACCUUGGUGCAAGCUGUAAGUGGAUACGCCACAUACAAAUCUCCAUGGGGCCAAUGCAACUGUAACUGCACCAUCAAUCAACUAAUGUAACUGGAUAUGACUGAACAAUAAUAAAAUAUGUGGAAAAAUCUA